AUGAGACAGACUAUAAGACCUGUAAUUUCAUCAUCAACCAAGAACAAACCACAAACACACACCACUAAAUCAGCAAUAGAGUUUGUCUAUAUGUCUACAUAUAUAUGUAUAUAUAAAGGACUAAUCUAUAAGAAUAGUUCAACAAUGAAUGAUAUAAAGAAUAGAGUCGCAAAGAAAGUUUCGUAUAAAUAUCUUACCAACUCAAAGACAAAGCCAGCAAUAGAUGAAAAUUGUCCGAAUGGCAGAACAACCGCGUGUCUGACACUGUCAACUCAAAAUAGGACUGAAUCCAAAAACGGAUCAAUAUUAUUAAAAAACCAAAAAACGACCGAAAAUCAAUCCCCUUUUAAUGAUUCCAACAACAACAAAAAAACACUGACAGUCACAACUACAUAUUCUGUUUAUUCAUAG
Molecule: messenger RNA, 411 nt
Organism: Vicia faba (fava bean)
Lineage: Eukaryota; Viridiplantae; Streptophyta; Magnoliopsida; Fabales; Fabaceae
Source: the annotation of a GenBank genome assembly